Molecule: messenger RNA, 450 nt
Organism: Fomitopsis serialis
Lineage: Eukaryota; Fungi; Basidiomycota; Agaricomycetes; Polyporales; Fomitopsidaceae
Exons: 3
Source: RefSeq, a predicted model, not a curated record
CGCGUACGUGUCCCGCAGACACCACGGCCCCCUCACGCUCGACGAUCCGACGUAGUCCAAUUUGAGGUCCGCGGCUCCCUUGGUAUUCGCGUGUGCGACGUACUGAGCUACAAUGCUCAGCUCGACGCCAGUGAGGAUCGCGUCCUGGAGCGCACAGGCGUUCGCCAAAUCCACCAUGUCAUGACUUGGCCGGGCUAUGAUCGGAGCGGCCGUUAUAUCGUCGUCCAAGAGAAUGGCUUGUUUAUCAGUCGAGGCCGUUUGGCAUGGGCUGUCUGCCGGCAGAUUAGAACAUUUGUACAGUAUAUUACGCGGGUGGGUCGUAGUAACCAGCGGUGGGCUAUCAACGACCACGGGCCAGGAAUACGUUUGCAAGACCUAUGGCUUGUCUCCAUCGUUCACGAUGGUAACGUAUGGCGAUCAGAGAUUGAAGCCCAUGUCCAAGCACCUUGA